AUGAAUAUCCCCCUUUCCCUCUUUCGUCAAAUGAUUUCUGUUCACCCUCUUCCUUCAAUCAUUGAUUUCUGUCAAUUAUUCACUGCAAUGUCUAAAUUGAAACGUCUGCAACCUCAUUCCACCAUUAUCGCUCUCUUCAGGGAGCUUGAGUUGUUGGGUAUUCAGCCCGAUAGACAUUCAUUGGGUAUUCUUGCUAAUUGUUAUUGUAAUUUAGGUUGUGUCGAUUUCGGGUUUUCUCUUAUGGGUAAAUGCCUUAAGCUUGGAUAUAACCCUAAUUGUGUUACAUAUAAUACUUUGAUUAAUGGGUUUGUUCUUGGUGAUAAGUUGUCUUUAGCUAAUAAAUUGUUGGAUAAGACUGUUAAUCAAGGGUUUCAACCUAGUAUGGCUACAUAUGCUGCUUUGGUUAAAGGGCUUUGUAGGAUGGACCGAAAAGUGGGUGCUAUUAAGUUGCUUAGUAGAAUGCAUUCGGGUCCUUUUAAGCCGUGUGAGUUUAUGUACACCACCAUUAUCGAGUCUCUUUGUAAGGACGGGUUGUUAAACGAGGCAUUGGAUUUGUUUGCUGAUAUGAAAAGUGAAGGUAUUAGUCCUGAUGGUGUCACGUAUGCCACCUUGGUUCAAGCCAUCUAUAAGUCUGGCUCUCGGAAAGAGGCUAAGCGUAUGUUGGAUGAGUUAUUAGAUAGCAACAUAGGGCCGGAUGUUCAGACCUUUACUACGCUGGUUGACAUGUUUUGUAAAGAUGGGUGUUUAUUUGAAGCAGAAGCGGUUUUGCAGUACAUGAUUGAGAGAGAUAAGGCUCCAGAUAUUGUUACUUACAGUGCAUUACUUCAUGGAUAUUGUUCACGUUUCAAGAUGAGAGAUGCCGAGAAGCUACUUGAUCUCAUGGCUCAAAAUGGUUGUGAGCCUGAUCUUGUCAUUUUGAGCACUAUGAUUAAAGGUUAUUCCAAGAUUGGAAAAAUUGAGAAGGCCCGCAGCUUAUUCCAAGAGUUUUAUAAGAGAGGGAUAAAACCUGAUGUUGUUGCCUAUACCACUCUUAUCAAUGGCCUGUGUAAAGCGAAAAAACUCAGGAUUGCUCGUAAUUUUUUCUGUAAAAUGCAAGAUCGUGGCAUUCCUCCAAAUGUUGUCACCUAUGCUUCGUUGUUUGAUGGCUUAUGCAAAAGUGAUAGUACUGAUGUGGCAAUGGGAAUGUUGAAAGGUAUGGAAAGAAAGGGUGUUCAGCCUGAUAUCACCAUCUACAAUAUCCUACUUGACAGCUUGUGUAAGGCCGAACGGUAUGAUGAUAUGUCGAAGUUGUUAUCUGAUCUUGCAGUCAAGGGUUUGGAUGCUGAUGUUAAAACGUUCAAUAUAAUGAUCAAUGCCUUCUGCAAGAAAGGGCUUAUGAGUGAAGCAAUUCAGUUACUGACUGAAAUGGAGGAAAAAGGCUGCUAUCCCAAUAGUGAAACCUAUGAUAAUAUUGUUAGAACAUUUAUUCACAAGAAUAACUUAUCGAUGGCAUUAUACUAUCGGGAUGUUAUGGUUGACAAGGGAUUUGAAGCUGCUGCUAAGAAAUUACCAUUAUCUAAGAAAUCACGAUGA
Messenger RNA from Chenopodium quinoa (quinoa), 1572 nucleotides. Its product is annotated as putative pentatricopeptide repeat-containing protein At1g12700, mitochondrial. Gene Ontology annotation, molecular function: protein binding. The coding region runs from base 1 to 1572 and encodes 523 amino acids. The transcript has a single exon. The record is from RefSeq and is a predicted model, not a curated record. Lineage: Eukaryota; Viridiplantae; Streptophyta; Magnoliopsida; Caryophyllales; Amaranthaceae.